Molecule: messenger RNA, 1099 nt
Organism: Tuber aestivum (summer truffle)
Lineage: Eukaryota; Fungi; Ascomycota; Pezizomycetes; Pezizales; Tuberaceae
Source: the annotation of a GenBank genome assembly
GAAGAAAAAAAAAGACUGUUCUGACAUAUUCUCACUAUGUCAUUCUGCAUCUCUCUAUGCCCUGAACUUUCCAGAUUUUUGACCAAAGCACCUCUUGGAGCUGCUAUGCAAGCCCCUGAAUCACUUUUAGCCUCUGAAUUAUUAUAUGCCCCUCCACAAUUCGGCCAACCACUCCCAGUACACCUCAAUCCGAGGUUUCCCGUUGUCCCCACCCUAAUCCUCACCAACCUUGCCCAUAGAGACAAGAAGUAUGAACUCCCUGCUGCUAACAUUCCAGCCUUACAAUAUUCAAAGCCGUUAAUUCAGUCUACUGUAUCUUGCUUUGGCCCAAGGGGCAUUGAGCGUAUGGCAUUCGUAUGCAUUACCAACCCCUGACUUUCUCAUUCCUUCAAGUCUUGCUGAUAAUUUUAACUAGUACUUUCUCACAAAGAUUGAGAAAACGCUCUACCACAUUUUCCGGUUAAAGCGGCGGGGACUAUAUAGCACGCUUGAAGGUCUCGCACGGAAGAUUGCAAGUGACUUUGUUUGGGCUGCUAUAGAGGGGUGCACAGCUACCUUUAAUAGCGAUCAUCUGUUGGACUUGGCCGAGACUCUGCUUGGAGGUCUCUUGGCCAAGCUGGAGGUUAGCGGUUUUCGACUUUCCUCAAUGCCAUUACCGGUAUUAUUAUUCCUCAGCUAAUAUGUGGUUUCACGUAUUUACGGGAUCUAUAGCUAGACUGGGAGUUUGCUUGCCGCUUUGCCGGCCGCGGUGGGGAGAGGCUUCGCGCUGCCUGGGUCGAGCGUUUGAAAAGGGCAGAGGACUGUGACCUUGAGAGCUAGCUUGCCGAUGGGGUAUAGGGACAGGUUAUUUGUGGAAAUUUUGGGAGGACUAGGUUUCGGAGCAGAGCUUAGGAUCCCAUUGGAGCAGACCAACGAUUGAGGGACUGUGAAGGCGUCCUUGAGCUGGUUGUCUGACUUUUUCUACUAGCCAUAGUUGGCUUUUUUCUUUCUUCUUUCCCCUCCGGGCACGAAAUCACUUGGAGAUAGAGAUUAUGGAGCAAUAGUGGCUUUAUCUAGCAGGGAAAACCCAUUGACCAGUUCUCGUGAGUGAUAUUAUAAG